Molecule: messenger RNA, 1413 nt
Organism: Australozyma saopauloensis
Lineage: Eukaryota; Fungi; Ascomycota; Pichiomycetes; Serinales; Metschnikowiaceae
Gene: SHM2
Product: glycine hydroxymethyltransferase
Exons: 1
Coding region: 1-1413 (470 amino acids)
Biological process (GO): tetrahydrofolate interconversion; L-serine catabolic process; folic acid metabolic process
Cellular component (GO): cytoplasm
Molecular function (GO): pyridoxal phosphate binding; glycine hydroxymethyltransferase activity; zinc ion binding
Source: RefSeq, a predicted model, not a curated record
AUGGCUUACGCUUUACCUGAGGCACACAAACAAUUGGUUGAAGGCCGUUUGGCUGACACUGACCCAGAGGUCGAUGCUAUCAUCACUGCUGAGGUCGACAGACAAAAGCACUCCAUUGUGUUGAUUGCCAGUGAGAACUUCACCACCAAGGCCGUCUUCGACGCUUUGGGAACCCCCAUGUGUAACAAGUACUCCGAGGGUUACCCAGGCGCCAGAUACUACGGUGGUAACGAGCAAAUCGACAAGAUGGAGAUUUUGUGUCAAGAGAGAGCCUUGAAGGCUUUUAACGUCACUGCCGACAAGUGGGGUGUUAACGUCCAAACCUUGUCUGGUUCUCCAGCUAACUUGCAAGUUUACCAAGCCAUCAUGAAGCCUCACGAGAGAUUGAUGGGUUUGGACUUGCCUCACGGUGGUCACUUGUCUCACGGUUACCAAACCGACUCCAGAAAGAUCUCUGCUGUCUCUACUUACUUCGAGACCAUGCCAUACAGAGUUGACUUGGAGACUGGUAUCAUUGACUACGACAUGUUGGAGAAGACCGCUAUCUUGUACCGUCCAAAGGUCCUUGUUGCUGGUACCUCUGCUUACUGUCGUUUGAUCGACUACAAGAGAAUGCGUGAAAUCGCCGACAAGGUUGGUGCCUACUUGGUCGUUGACAUGGCUCACAUUUCUGGUUUGGUUGCCGCUGGUGUCAUCCCAUCCCCAUUCGAGUACGCUGACAUUGUCACCACCACCACUCACAAGUCUUUGAGAGGUCCAAGAGGUGCCAUGAUCUUCUUCAGAAGAGGUGUCAGAUCCAUCAACCCAAAGACCGGUCAAGAGGUCAAGUACGACUUGGAGAACCCAAUCAACUUCUCCGUUUUCCCAGGUCACCAGGGUGGUCCACACAACCACACCAUCGCUGCCUUGGCCACCGCUUUGAAGCAAGCUGCUACUCCUGAGUUCAAGCAAUACCAAGAGCAAGUUUUGAAGAACGCUAAGGUCUUGGAGGAAGAGUUCAACAAGAAGGGUUACAACUUGGUUUCCAACGGUACUGACUCCCACAUGGUCUUGGUUUCUUUGAGAGACAAGCAAAUUGAUGGUGCCAGAGUUGAGACCAUCUGUGAGAGAAUCAACAUUGCUCUUAACAAGAACUCCAUCCCAGGUGACAAGUCCGCUUUGGUUCCAGGUGGUGUUAGAAUUGGUGCUCCAGCCAUGACCACCAGAGGUUUGGGUGAGGCUGACUUCAGAAAGAUCGUUGAGUACAUUGACUUUGCUGUCAACUACGCUAAGGAGAUCCAGAACAACUUGCCAAAGGAGGCCAACAAGUUGAAGGACUUCAAGCAACAAGUCUUGCACGGUGAGGACGCCAAGUUGGACGCUGUCAAGGCUGAGAUUUCCCAAUGGGCUGGUGAGUUCCCAUUGUCUGUCUAA